AUGCCGGGGCCCGGGACGGCCUCGGGGACUCUGCUCCCAGCGGUCGUGCUGGCCCUGCUACUGCCCUGGGCCGGUCGAGGAGCCGUCACCGCCAACCGCACGCUGGAAGCCGAGCUGGAGCGCCGCUGGGACAGCUUGGUGGCGCGGUCGCUGGCGCGCCUGCCGGUGGCCGCGCAGCCCCAAGACGCGGCCGUCCAGAGCGGCGCCGGCGACUACUUGCUGGGCAUCAAGCGGCUGCGGAGGCUGUACUGCAACGUGGGCAUCGGGUUCCAUCUCCAGGUGCUCCCCGACGGGCUCAUCGGCGGUGUGCACGCGGACACGAGCGACAGCUUGCUGGAACUCUCCCCUGUGCAGCGGGGCAUCGUCAGCAUCUUCGGAGUGGCCAGUCGCUUCUUCGUGGCCAUGAGCAGCCGGGGGAAGCUGUAUGGCUCGCCUUUCUUCACCGACGAGUGCAAGUUCAAGGAGAUACUGCUCCCCAAUAACUACAAUGCCUACGAGUCCUGCCAGUACCCUGGCAUGUUCGUCGCCCUGAGUAAGAAUGGGAAGACCAAGAAGGGGAACCGAGUGUCACCCACCAUGAAGGUCACCCACUUCCUCCCCAGGCUGUGA
This is a messenger RNA of Jaculus jaculus (lesser Egyptian jerboa), 609 nucleotides long. RefSeq names its product fibroblast growth factor 4 (gene Fgf4). Gene Ontology annotation, cellular component: cytoplasm. Gene Ontology annotation, molecular function: fibroblast growth factor receptor binding; growth factor activity. The transcript has 3 exons. The record is from RefSeq and is a predicted model, not a curated record. Gene Ontology annotation, biological process: animal organ morphogenesis; cell differentiation; positive regulation of gene expression. NCBI's taxonomy places the organism in Eukaryota, Metazoa, Chordata, Mammalia, Rodentia, Dipodidae. The coding region runs from base 1 to 609 and encodes 202 amino acids.